AGAGAACGCUGCGGCUCUGGAAUCCGUUCGCGGUCUCUCAGGUUUUGGAGACGACGAUCUAGUGGAUCUUUUGCGGGACAGGAGCGCUGUCUGCUAGCUGCUUUUCCUGCUCUCUCUCCCUGGAGGCGAACCCUUGUGCUCGAGAUGGCAGCCGCCCUGCUCAUGGCUGGGUCCCAGGCACCUGUGACGUUUGAAGAUAUGGCCAUGUAUCUCACCCGGGAAGAAUGGAGACCUCUGGACGCUGCACAGAGGGACCUUUACCGGGAUGUUAUGCAGGAGAAUUAUGGAAAUGUUGUCUCACUAGAUUUUGAGAUCAGGAGUGAGAACGAGGUAAAUCCCAAGCAAGAGAUUAGUGAAGAUGUACAAUUUGGGACUACAUCUGAAAGACCUGCUGAGAAUGCUGAGGAAAAUCCUGAAAGUGAAGAGGGCUUUGAAAGUGGAGAUAGGUCAGAAAGACAAUGGGGAGAUUUAACAGCAGAAGAGUGGGUAAGCUAUCCUCUCCAACAAGUCACUGAUCUACUUGUCCACAAAGAAGUCCACACAGGCAUCCGCUAUCAUAUAUGUUCUCAUUGUGGAAAGGCCUUCAGUCAGAUCUCAGACCUUAAUCGACAUCAGAAGACCCACACUGGAGACAGACCCUAUAAAUGUUAUGAAUGUGGAAAAGGCUUCAGUCGCAGCUCACACCUUAUUCAGCAUCAAAGAACACAUACUGGGGAGAGGCCUUAUGACUGUAACGAGUGUGGGAAAAGUUUUGGAAGAAGUUCUCACCUGAUUCAGCAUCAGACAAUCCACACUGGAGAGAAGCCUCACAAAUGUAACGAGUGUGGAAAAAGUUUCUGCCGUCUCUCUCACCUAAUCCAACACCAAAGGACCCACAGUGGUGAGAAACCCUAUGAGUGUGAGGAGUGUGGGAAAAGCUUCAGCCGGAGCUCUCACCUAGCUCAGCACCAGAGGACCCACACAGGCGAGAAACCUUAUGAAUGUAACGAAUGUGGCCGAGGCUUCAGUGAGAGAUCUGAUCUCAUCAAACACUAUCGAGUCCACACAGGGGAGAGGCCCUACAAGUGUGAUGAGUGUGGGAAGAAUUUCAGUCAGAACUCCGACCUUGUGCGUCAUCGCAGAGCCCACACGGGAGAGAAGCCGUACCACUGUAACGAAUGUGGGGAAAAUUUCAGCCGCAUCUCACACUUGGUUCAGCACCAGAGAACUCACACUGGAGAGAAGCCAUAUGAAUGCAAUGCUUGUGGGAAAAGCUUCAGCCGGAGCUCUCAUCUCAUCACACACCAGAAAAUUCACACUGGAGAGAAGCCUUAUGAGUGUAAUGAGUGUUGGCGAAGCUUUGGUGAAAGGUCAGAUCUAAUUAAACAUCAGAGAACCCACACAGGGGAGAAGCCCUACGAGUGUGUGCAGUGCGGGAAAGGUUUCACCCAGAGUUCCAACCUCAUCACACAUCAAAGAGUUCACACGGGAGAGAAACCUUAUGAAUGUACCGAAUGUGAGAAGAGUUUCAGCAGGAGCUCAGCUCUUAUUAAACAUAAGAGAGUUCAUACGGACUAAGUCCUGUAAUUAUGAUGGCUGAGAAAUGAUUCAUUUGAAGAUACAAUUUUAUUUGAUAUCAAUGAACGCCCUCAAGACUGAGCUGCUUUUAUCAUACUCUCCUAGUUGUGGGCCACAAUUUAAACCAUCAGAGAUGACAAGCCAUGUGAAAUUCUGACCCUCAGCUUUGGGAAUGUUAUCUCCUCCAAAAUGGUGAUUUUUAUUCACUCAAUGGGUUACUUCAUUAAAAUCAGCCCCACAAGUAACUGGAAAUCUGAAGACCAGGGGACAAAUGCUGGUGAAUGCCCAGGCCUGGAAAUGGAGUAAAUCUUUCAAUGUUAUUUUCUCCCAUCCUUGGCCCAAGGAACUAUGCUAAGUGAAACGUGGGACUGUAAUAGGGUGGUCAUGGCUGCUUUGGAAAAAGGCAACUAGAGACUCUGCCUAAAUUGCCACACCUAUUCACACACCAUAGUAGUUGGGCACACACAUCUUCCCUUCCAAAGGGCUUUUUCCUUGAGUUGCUCAUGCAUUUGUAUCUUUUCCAUCUUCCUGAGGGCAAGAUUUUGCACGAUGAAGGCAAUGAUUGUAACUUUUCUCCUCCUCAUUGUUUCUAAUUAGCUCCUUUAAAGCUUGCAUCUUUGUGAAAGCUAACUGAAGAUACGGUUGGAAAGGAAAAAUGAGACACAGGUUUGGGGACCAAGGACCAAUCAAUGAUGGUGACUUUAGCAGAAGAUGCCCACAGUUAUUACUGCCAUUAAUCAGAUUUAUGAAUUUUCUUUGGGGAUCAUUAUAGGGAAUAUUGUAUAGAAAAUAUCUUCAAGAAAAGAUAGGACCAUCAGUGACAGUUAAGUGUAAGGAGCAAGUGGAAUUGAGUCCUUCAGGGAAGGAACCACAGAGUCCCUUCCCAAGGAAUGUAGGUCGUUUGUGUAUUCUUUCCCCUCUAAGAUCAACUCUUCCUGUCCUGCUAACUCUAAGAUUUGAUAAGGGCCACAUCCCAGUGUUUAUCUUAGCUUGCAUCAGGGCAUGUGUAUGUACAGUAAUGUGUAUUCCUGUGGUUUUUCUAAUAGAAACUGAAUUUACAGAGACUUAGCAUGUUCUUGGGUGAUGUGAGUCAUGUGACAGAAGUAUAGACAUAACUCCAAUGUGAGAAAUGUCCUUUUUUCAUUAUGGAAAAUAAUUUAAACACUAGUGCUUUAGUGUGCACUCUCCUGUAAGGUCUGUCUUUGUACAGAGCUAAGCACUUGUUUGUAUGUGUUUGUCAAUUGUGGAAGAUAAUGACCAGACAAAUAGGUCGAUUGUCCUAUUCUCAGAAUGAAUUAUCUUCUAUGGCAAUGAAGAACUCUUUGGCUUAGUCAGAAGGAAUUAACGAACCUCAGUAGGAAUGUAUUUCCAUCCUCCCACCCUACAGAUAUAAGUGGUUAAAAUAACAGUUCGCCCAAUUUAAGCCCAGUAGUGUCAGUUUUCCUAAUCUCAGUCCAGGUAGGAAUUAAGAAAUAUCUCAAGUGUUGAUGCUAUCCAAGCAUGUUGGGGUGGAAGGGAAUUGGUGCCCAGAAAAUGGGACUGGAGUGAGGAAUAUCUUUUGAGAGUACCCCCAGUUUAUUUCUACUGUGCUUUAUUGCUACUGUUCUUUAUUGUGAAUGUUGUAACAUUUUUAAAAUGUUUUGCCAUAGCUUUUUGGGACUUGGUGUUAAAGGAGCCAGUGGUCUCUCUGGGUGGGUACUAUAAUGAGUUAUUGUGACCCACAGCUGUGUGGGACCACAUCACUUGUUAAUAACACAACCUUUAAAGUAACCCAUCUUCCAGGGGGGUUCCUUCAUGUUGCCACUCCUUUUUAAGGACAAACUCAGGCAAGGAGCAUUUUUUUUUGUUAUUUACAAAAUCUAGCAGACUGUGGGUAUCCAUAUUUUAAUUGUCGGGUGACACAUGUUCUUGGUAACUAAACUCAAAUAUGUCUUUUCUCAUAUAUGUUGCUGAUGGUUUUAAUAAAUGUCAAAGUUCUCCUGUU
Messenger RNA from Pan troglodytes (chimpanzee), 3541 nucleotides. It is a transcript of the gene ZNF436, whose product is annotated as zinc finger protein 436. Gene Ontology annotation, biological process: regulation of transcription by RNA polymerase II. The transcript has 4 exons. Gene Ontology annotation, molecular function: DNA-binding transcription factor activity, RNA polymerase II-specific; RNA polymerase II cis-regulatory region sequence-specific DNA binding. Lineage: Eukaryota; Metazoa; Chordata; Mammalia; Primates; Hominidae. The coding region runs from base 145 to 1557 and encodes 470 amino acids. The record is from RefSeq and is a predicted model, not a curated record.